Arabidopsis lyrata subsp. lyrata is the source of this 1564-nucleotide messenger RNA. Its product is annotated as periaxin. NCBI's taxonomy places the organism in Eukaryota, Viridiplantae, Streptophyta, Magnoliopsida, Brassicales, Brassicaceae. The record is from RefSeq and is a predicted model, not a curated record. The transcript has a single exon. Bases 211 to 1287 code for a protein of 358 amino acids.
CAGAUAGAGAGGUUAAACGAACAUUUUUUUAUAUUUCAAAACUCUGUACAUAUUUUCCCACCAAACUCCAUCUUUCUUCUUCCUCAAAACACCUUUAAAUAGCCCAUCGAAUCAAAGAUCCUAAUCUCAUCACAAACACAAACCAACAACAAACACCACAAACAAAGCAAAAGAAGAAACAAAAGCAAGAGUUCUCAAGCAAGCUCAGACAUGGCACUAAUGAAGCAGAGUCUCUCUGCUGCUCUUCUCUCAUCACCACUUCUGAUCAUAUGUCUUAUCGCAUUGCUCGCUGAUCCGGUUUCAGUCGGUGCUCGCCGGUUAUUGGAGGAUCCUAAACCGGAGAUACCAAAAUUGCCAGAGCUACCUAAAUUCGAAGUUCCCAAGUUGCCGGAGUUCCCUAAACCAGAGCUGCCUAAGUUACCCGAAUUUCCAAAGCCCGAAUUGCCGAAGAUCCCGGAGAUUCCAAAGCCAGAGUUGCCAAAGGUGCCGGAGAUUCCAAAGCCCGAGGAAGCUAAACUGCCAGAGAUUCCAAAGCCUGAAUUGCCCAAGUUUCCCGAAAUUCCGAAACCUGAGCUCCCAAAGAUCCCAGAGAUUCCAAAACCAGAGUUACCAAAGGUCCCGGAGAUUCAGAAGCCGGAGUUACCAAAGGUACCGGAGAUUCCGAAGCCAGAGUUGCCGAAGUUUCCAGAGAUCCCAAAGCCUGAAUUGCCCAAGUUUCCAGAGAUUCAGAAGCCUGAAUUGCCAAAGUUUCCGGAAAAUUCAAAGCCUGAGGUGCCUAAGCUAAUGGAGACUGAAAAGCCUGAGGCUCCUAAGGUUCCGGAGAUUCCAAAGCCUGAGUUGCCAAAGAUGCCGGAAGUUCCCAAGCUUGAGGCUCCUAAGUUACCAGAUAUUCCAAAACCUGAGUUGCCUAAAAUUCCGGAGAUUCAGAAGCCGGAGUUACCUAAGGUACCGGAGAUUCAGAAGCCCGAGUUGCCAAAGAUGCCGGAAAUUCAGAAGCCGGAGUUACCAAAGAUGCCGGAGAUUCAGAAGCCUGAGUUGCCGAAAGUGCCAGAGGUUCCAAAACCUGAAUUGCCAACGGUUCCGGAGGUUCCAAAGCCUGAGGCUCCUAAGUUGCCGGAGAUUCCAAAGCCGGAAUUGCCAAAAGUGCCGGAGAUUCAGAAGCCUGAACUUCCCAAGAUUCCAGAAAUUCCAAAACCUGCAGUUCCAGAGAUUCCAAAGCCAGAGCUACCGAAGAUGCCGGAACUUCCCAAGUUGCCGGAAUUCCCAAAAGUUCCCGGAACUCCUUAAGCGUUAUUGAACCAGAAGAAGGCCCAACUACUUUGAAGCCCAUCACACGAUCUUAAAGUACCAUUUUACCCUUACACUAUUUGUCUACAUCAUCGUUUCCUUAGUGAAACCAUGUCUUAUGGUUUUGGUCUCAUAGUCAUAUUUCUUGUUCUUUGGGUUAAGGUUAUACACUUAUACUUGUAUUCUGUUAUAUUUGUAUUGUGUGUUUUCAUACACAUUUCGUUGUAUUCGAUAUAUAUACUUUUUAAUUGAUUAAGUUAUCUAUUUAAGAGUUAAA